Molecule: messenger RNA, 1580 nt
Organism: Drosophila subpulchrella
Lineage: Eukaryota; Metazoa; Arthropoda; Insecta; Diptera; Drosophilidae
Exons: 1
Coding region: 36-572 (178 amino acids)
Source: RefSeq, a predicted model, not a curated record
UUGUCGAGUCGGAUGAAGUGGUGGUGAGGAGGCUGAUGGAGAUGCAGCAGCUGCGCCGCCAACAACAACAGCAGCAACAACAGCAACAGCAGCAGGCGCAGCAGUCGCAUUUCGGGGCAUCAGGGGACGAGGAUCAAGAGCAGAAACAGCAACAACCACAUAACCAACAACCACAACAACCAACACAGCACCAACUACAACAACACCAGCAGCAGCAGCAGCAGCAAAAAGAACAUCUCAAGGAUGCGGAAAUGAUGACCGACAAGCCAGCCGAGGAGCAAGAGCAGCACGAACACACGGAAGAUUCGGAUAUGGAGCUAACUGACGUAGAGGAAACAGAGUCGGAUGGCCAGGAGGUGGAGGAAGGCGACGACGACGAGGAUGACGAGGAUGAUGAUGAUGAUGAUGACGAUGAUGGCACCAUCGUCGAGGACAGCGAUGCCACCAGCUGCAGCAGUUGUCGCCGCGCCGAACUGGAGGAGGAUCAGCAGGAGCAACAGCAAUCGCCGCCGCCGCCUCCUCCUCUCCCAAAAGCCAACGAUGAUGAUGAUGAUGAUGACGAUGUCACCUAGGUCCAUGCCCGAGAUCACUCUUCCUCAAAUGAAAACACGAUACACACGCACCAUUUUAAAGCAUGUCUAUCCAAUGCAAGGAAUACCUGUUUGUUGGUGGUAUUCCUUACAUUCAACGCCACGCUGGUUAACUCGCAGAAAGCAAGAAACAAGAAGAUCGAAAACUAUGUUCAAUAAGAAGCGCUACUAGUUCACACAAUUAUAUACACUCGACGAAUAAGGGGGACAUAACCACAACACACUCUUGUAGACAAGCAUGAAAUACCAACGCUGUUUAGUUUCGAACGCAUCAUUUCCCCAUCCCCAACCUCGAUUUGUUAAUGGAAAACACAGAAUAUAAUUUGGCAUUAACAAUUUAUGAUUUGGAUUACAAUCGCGCUGCCCCAUGAUUUACAAACACAAUUAUGUUAAAAUUUCCCAUUUUGUUUCCUUUGGCUACAAAUGUAUUAUGUGCUGGCGCUUUGUUUGGCCUUAUAAUUUACUUAUGAAACCUGCAAAUGCGUAAUUAAACAAUUGUUAACUAGAAAUUAACCAAAACAGAACCAUGUGUUGUAUUUAUUUGUAUGAUUUUUAUGAAUUUAUUGCAAAUUUGUUGGAGCUUAGCAGAGGCAAGAACCACACACCCACACACACACACACACGUACACAACAUAGCACAGGCAACAACCACCACUACAACCGAACGAGCAAAGUAAAAAAAUAAUGCAAAACUAAAAAAAUUGUAAGGAAAACUCACAUAUUUUUCUGUCGGAUGGAUUAUUUAUGUGUAUUGAACUCUCUCAGCACGUGUAAACGGAAACCAAGCAGAAAAUAUAAGAAAAAAAAAUAGUAUAAUGUGAAAUUUGCAUACACACCAUACUACACACACACACCCACAGACACACUCUGCACACCUAAUAGAUACACAGCAAAAAAUAUCUUGAACUUGGAAUGCUUCCCCAUAAAAAUGGUAUUUUUCACCCUAUAUUCCGUUGUUUAAAAUAUAUAAAUAUAUUUUAAAAUUUCAAA